Messenger RNA from Brassica rapa (field mustard), 1107 nucleotides. RefSeq lists its product as uncharacterized. The record is from RefSeq and is a predicted model, not a curated record. Gene Ontology annotation, molecular function: catalytic activity. Lineage: Eukaryota; Viridiplantae; Streptophyta; Magnoliopsida; Brassicales; Brassicaceae.
AUGUCUGCUUUACUUCAAGGUUGGGAGUGUGUUAGUAACUAUUCGGAGGUAGCUGGAGGUAGGAUUUGGGUGGUGUGGAAACAGUCGUUAUCAGUGGUUGUGUUCAAGAAAUCAGAGCAGAUGAUUGUGUGUGGGGUCUUUGAUCCUGAUACUCAGACAUAUAUAACUGUGGGUUUUGUGUAUGCGUAUAACACUGAAGGUCAGAGAAGGCAGCUUUGGGAAGAGAUAGUGAAUAUUUCGGACCAUCACCUGGUCAAGGAUAAACCCUUUCUUAUUCUUGGAGACUUUAAUCAAAUUCUAACGGCAUCUGAGCAUUUUUCUAUCCUACCCUAUGACUUACCGCUGAGAGGGAUGGAGGAGUUUCGAGAUUGUCUAUUCCAAUGUGAGUUGGAGGAUGUGGAGUUAAGGGGAGUGUUUUAUACUUGGACGAAUAAUAGACCAGAAGAUCCCAUUAUUCGUAAGCUUGAUAGAGCCAUGGGGAAUGAAGCUUGGAGGGAGGUAUUCUCAGAUGUGGUUGCUCAAUUUGAGGCGCAAGGAGAAUCUGACCAUGCACCUUGUGUAGUUGAUUUGCGAGCAGAUCCAGAAGUUAGGAAAGUGAGUUUCAAAUAUUUUUCAUUUCUGGCUUCUCAUCCUAAGUUCCAGGAGGAGAUAUUAGCAGCAUGGCAGAAGGAGAUAGCAGUGGGGUCAGAACUGUUUUCGUUGGGUCAGCGUCUGAAAGAGGUAAAGAAGGCCUGCAGAAGUCUUAAUCGACUUGGUUUCGGAAACAUCCAACAAAAAACAAGACUGGCUAUGGAGGAGCUUCAGGAGAUUCAGAGUGAGAUGUUAGUCUCCCCAACAGAGUCUUUGUUCAGGCGUGAGUUUGUGGCAAGGAAAACGUGGAAAUUCUUGGACUCUGCGCUACAGAUCUUCUAUAGGACAAAAUCGAGGAUCAGAUGGCUGAAGGAGGGUGAUGCUAAUACUAAAUUUUUUUAUAAAGCUGUGAUCGCUCAUCAGGCAAGGAACGCCAUCAGAUUUUUAUUUGAUGGGCAGGAAACAAGAAUCACAAAUAAGACACAGAUCAAGGAUAUGGUGGUGUCUUACUUUCAGCACCUGCUUGGAUCAGUUUGA